CCCCCGACGGAGAAGACCUUCAACGUCUUCCGGACCAUGGGCAAGGGCGGCUUCGGCCUCGUCAAGGGCUGCCGGACGUUCACGACGGGCCGCAUGUACGCGAUGAAGGAGAUGGACAUGAAGCACGUGAAGCAGAAGAAGUGCAAGACGCUCUGCGACCAGGAGCACUGGGCCCUGUCGGACCCCCUGGUCUGCGACAGCCCCUUCUGCGUGAACAUGAAGUACGCGUUCAAGACGGAGGCCGCGCUCUGCCUCGUCAUCGACCUCAUGAUGGGCGGCGACCUGUCGUUCCACCUCGACAAGGCCGAGGGCCGCAAGAUGCCCGAGAACUUCGUGCGCUACUACAGCGCGCGCGUCAUCCUGGGGCUCGAGGUCAUGCACGAGGCGAAGAUCGUCUACCGCGACCUCAAGCCGGAGAACGUGCUCGUCGACGGCGACGGCCGGACGCGGCUCUCGGAUUUGGGCCUCGCCGUGCCGUUGGCGCCGGGCUUGAAGGGCACGGCGGGCACGCCGGGCUACCUGGCGCCGGAGAUGCUCCAGCACAAACCCUACGACCAGUCCGUGGACUGGUGGUCCUUUGGGUGCAUGAUCUACGAGAUGGUCAACGGCGUGGGCCCGUUCCGCACGGAGGAGGCGAACAAGUUCGGCGGCGAGACGAACCUCCAAAAGGCCGUGAACAAGGCGACCUGCGAGAUGGAGAUCGAGUGGCCGAGCCACUUCUCGCCCGAGUUCACGGAUUUGUGCAAAAAGAUCCUGUGCCGCGACCCGGAGAAGCGG
Aureococcus anophagefferens is the source of this 777-nucleotide messenger RNA. RefSeq lists its product as hypothetical. Gene Ontology annotation, biological process: protein phosphorylation. Lineage: Eukaryota; Pelagophyceae; Pelagomonadales; Pelagomonadaceae. The annotation marks the transcript as partial. Gene Ontology annotation, molecular function: protein kinase activity; ATP binding. The record is from RefSeq and is a predicted model, not a curated record. The transcript has a single exon.